AUAAAAUUCACAAAAACCCAAAACCCUACUGCAGGCCGCAGAGUAGAGCGCCACCUUCCCCAUACAUUCGUAGCUGUACCGAAGUCGCAUGGUCAUACCAACGGGUGGAGCUAACCCAAGUCGCAGUUAUAAACAAGCUCUAAUGUUCUGGGACUCGGUAGAAUUAAUUCUUCCGAAAUCCGAAUGCAAGCCAUAAUAAGCCUUAUGCUUGAAACAUUUCCGUUUUGGGUUGUAGAAGGAAGAUGAUGUGCAUAUUACUUAGGAGGUGACUCCUUUGGCCCUGAUUUGUGUAGCUUGAUUUUGUUAUCACACCUUUAUGGGAGAUGAUGAGGUUCUAAUAAUGACGCAAGACCAUGGCACAAAGAGGAAGACUGCGCACCAACUCGAGGCUCUGGAGAAACUCUAUUCAGAGGACCAUUGUCCUACACAAAAAGCUAUGGAGAACUAUGCCGUGACUCUGAAGUUGACAUAUAAGCAAGUACGUGGCUGGUUUGCUCAAAAGAGGAGAAGGGAGAGAAGGGAAAAUAGAGUAUGUUUAUUGAGUAAGAAAUGUUUAAUAAGCAGAACUGAUUGUAGCAGACUAAGUGGAUGUGGAAAAAAGAUAUUCAAGUCAGAUUCGUUGGCUCAAAGAGUGGAAACAUCUUCAUUUUCAAAACCCAAUCAAUUGCGGCUGGUAAAGUUAGACCAAUCCAAGAAGAAGCACCAUAGGUCAUGUUAUACCAGUCAAUGUGUUGGGCAUGGAGAUGGAAGGACCCAACCCCUGCAGCUGAAGAACUUUAUGGUUCAAAGCAGGAAUACAAAGCUAAACAAAAAGGUUUACCCCCUUCAAGACAUGCUUCCUCCAGAUUACAUUCUGCAGAAAGUAUUCAGAAAAGAUGGUCCUCCUCUUGGUGUGGAGUUUGAUACUCCUCCUGGUGCAUUUUGCUGUUGGAGAGGUGCCAGAAAUUCUCUUCCUGCUUGCCAAGACGACAAAAAAGAACCCAAAGGGAGAAAGGUAGUGGAAAUAAAUUUCCAAUUGGUUGAACAUCUUUGGGUUUGAUAAAAUUUGCCAUUAUAUUUGUAGUGAUACCAGUAAGAGGCAUGACUAUCAAAUAUUAAUCGUUGGAAAAAAAAAAUCUGGAGCAGAUCCUGUAUUGAUGCUUUUUAAAUAUUUUCUUUUACAAGUUAUGGUUAUUAAUAAAAACUAAUCAUUCGAAGCUGUGUAUUAUACUUACUGUGUUACUAUUAGUCAAACGUUAUUAUUGCCUAAAUUUUUUUAUGAUAAUUAUAAAUUUUAUGUAAUGGGGAGAACCCCAAAGAACAACUUCACUUACUGUGUGCACUGUUGAAGACCAGCAAGCUAUACUAGGGUUUACAAAGCAUGGAAAUUCUGCUAAUUGAUUGAAAUAAAACUUUGAAGCUGAGAUUCCUGGACCUCUUAUCAUUGUAAAAAGAAACCUCUUGACCUGAUAAACAUCACUGACCUUUGAAUGAUACUGUAUCGAAAAAAUAUUUUUGCUGUUGGAAUAUCUUUGUCCACAGGCUCCUCCCAUGACUGAUUGGUAUUUUACUACUUAGCUUUCUCCUUUAUACAAAUGAUUAAAGAAAGAAGGACAUUGUAUUUUCAGAAUUUGAUAUAAAGAAGAAGAUGGAAGAAAUGCAGAAAUAAAUGCGGAUAGGUUGAUGUGAAGGAAAAUAAAUGUAGAGGUCGACGAAGGGUUCUGUAGAGAGAAAAGUGAUUUUCAGUUUUAAGAUGGUGCAGCGGCAAUGGUUUUGGUCAUAUGACUGCAAAACAGAAUCCCUGGCCGUUAAAGGAGGUUUAAAUGAUGGUAGUUAUAUAGAAAUUGAUGGAGGAAAUAAGUAAUUAGUCAGAUAAAGAGAAAAACUAAACAGAGGCAGAAUCAACCCAGUUGGUAUGCUUAUAUAUGCAGAAUGAUGACACUGGACAGAACUGAAAUAAAAUUAGAGAUUAGUUAAAUCCCAAACCGACCUGAUCCGUUGGAGGAAGAAGUGCAGAAACUGAUUCUGUAAAACUAGAUAACAGAAGUCAAUAAGACGAGAAGCAGAAGAUAAGAGAUGAUGGAGAGAAUCAAGGAGACUACCUAACACUUUGCUAUAUUAUAGCCAAGAUAAAUCUCUAGAAGGUGAGUAUACAAAUGAAUAGCACAAGUAGUGAUUCUCACAAGAUGGGCACUAAGGAGACUGAAAGACGUUCAAUUUCAAGCACUAAGUGUCUUGCCAAAAGGCCCCAACAAAGUUCUUAAAUAACACUUCAAGGGGGCUAAAAAACCUGUCAAUACAAGGUCUAAUGGGCAAAAAAUUGCCUAACCGGUCGACCAGUCUCCUCAGUCGGUCGUCCGGAUGUCAGUGACCGUUAAUGUAUAUAGCCAUUUGAAUAGUAACUGGAUCGACACCGGUGGGCCGCCCAAGCGACCGGAUGACUUCUGGCUGUUGUUGGUACAAGAGUCGACAUGUGUCUGCUCUUUGGAGGCUUGCCGCUGGUUGCUGCCGGCGAGCUGGUGAAGCGACCGAUUGCUCCUCGAAGCGAUCAGAUGCCUUCUAGAUUUAAUCCUAAUUUUGAUUUUGAUUAUAACUUGGACUCCAAUAUUAUUCCAACAUUUUCAAAGUCAAAACGACUCAAUUUAGGUCAUGCU
Molecule: messenger RNA, 2633 nt
Organism: Macadamia integrifolia
Lineage: Eukaryota; Viridiplantae; Streptophyta; Magnoliopsida; Proteales; Proteaceae
Product: homeobox-DDT domain protein RLT3-like
Exons: 4
Coding region: 317-1039 (240 amino acids)
Biological process (GO): regulation of transcription by RNA polymerase II
Molecular function (GO): DNA binding
Source: RefSeq, a predicted model, not a curated record